AUGGGGGCAGAAACAUUUCGAAAGCGGCCCAAACACCUACGAAAGGGGCUCCUUGCAAAUCUAUUAAGAUGGUUUUGCUCAGUUCUCUUCGUCGUAGCCAUCUAUGUGGUGCUCUGGCACUUCUCCCAGCAGGAUGUCAUGACGACAGAAACAAAGAGAGAGUUUAAUGCCCUCAUCAUUGGCCUUUCUCUUGGCCUUGGUAUGAGUAUAACCAUAUCUCUGGAGGCUAUGGCCAAAGAGAUUAGGUGGUGGAUUCUCGAGCUUCGAGACUGGCCAAAACGAGAAAUUGAACUGAUUUUGAAAGCCAAAGAUUUGACCAAGAUCAUCCAGCUUACCUGGGAAUCUGGCUCACGCUCCAUACGCUGUUACGCCAUCACUUUCAUUCUACUCAACCUUGUAUCCCAGAUUGCUUUGGCCAUGUUGGGUCUGGUUUACUCCACGAACACAGCUGACUCGGCUGCGAUUCUCAAACCUGGCAACGUCACUGUAGCAGACUUUUCCGAUUUGGAAACAACUAGGGUUCUAUCGUCCAAGUCCCAAGCUCUGGGCGCGCUGCGAUACACUGCAAACAGUUGGAAAGUCACAAAAGGGGGCGGUGGGAAUGAGACGAGCGUCACAGUAGCAGACAAUGACCGAACGGAGGUCAACAUUACUGCUAUGAAUGGCGUCAACCAAACAACAUUCAUGUUCGAUGCCGCAAGAGACCAGGGCUCAACUUGGAGUGAAAUCACAGCCUUCGAAGCCUCAGAAUCGAGCCCAUGGUUCUACCGCUGUAACGUCAGUUUUGGGCCUGUCAUCAAUGCUUAUCGUAAAGAACACGUUCUUGGUGUUAACAUCACUUCGUUGGCAUCGUCAGCAAUAGCUCUCCAAGGAUAUGGAGCUUCUUCACUGGGUCCCACCAACAGCGAUCGGCAAUUCCAAAGUUACCCUGCCGAGUCGACAUACGGGGCACCUGCGAAUGGUGAUACGGAUAACAUGGGGGCACUGGUAGCAGCUUUUGCGGCGGGUGUUGUAGCUGUCGUUGGCCAAGCCGCCAGCACUCUCGUCAUACCCGGACUUCAACCUCAGAACGGAGUUGUGCUGGAGAUAUCUAAGUGGGCGUACGUUCAUCUUAUUCUAGGGCUAAGUCUGGCUGUACAGCUACUUCUGGGCGUUGGGGUUGCGAUACUGUCAAAUAUAUAA
Messenger RNA from Fusarium poae, 1182 nucleotides. RefSeq lists its product as uncharacterized. The transcript has 3 exons. The record is from RefSeq and is a predicted model, not a curated record. Lineage: Eukaryota; Fungi; Ascomycota; Sordariomycetes; Hypocreales; Nectriaceae. Bases 1 to 1182 code for a protein of 393 amino acids.